AUGGCUACCCUAAGCAAAUAUAAUAAUAAGGGGAAAGUGAAUUUUUUCCCUUUUGUUGUUAAAGUUUUCACCUUUGCUAGCAUUGUAGUUUGUUCAUUUCAAAAUUACGAAAAUGAAUCCUUGGACAAAUCGCGUAACGAGAUAUAUGGACGCAAUGCACCUUCAUACGAUUUAGGUUUCAACAGAAUGUUGGCUGAGGCCGAAGAACUUGAAGAUGAACCUUUGAAAAAAAGUAUUUUACAAGAAAUGAUAGACAAUAUUGUAGGAAGUGCAUAUGAACAAUACGAAAAAGAAGUUAAGCCUAAGUGUGAUGAAAUAGCAAGUACCUUUAUGGAAAAUUAUGAAAAUGAUAUGAAACCUAAAAUUGAAGGAAUUAAGCAAAGAAUAAGGGAUAAUUAUGAAAAGGGUGUAAAACCAACAUUAGAUAGUUUAAAAGAUAAAUUAAAAGAAUUUGAAAAGGAAUUAGAAGAUCCACCUGUAGAAGAUGAACAAGAAAAUAACGUAAUAGACAUUGAGUUAAAUUUUAAUGAAGGCAUGAAUUUGCCUACAGUCGAUGAUGUUGCAGAAGAUGUAUUAUAUCAGUUGGAUGAUUCUGAAUGGUCCAUACAUAAAAAAUAUGCAGAUUUAAGAGAUGAAUUUAUUGGUAAAUUAAGUGAUAUUCAAAAAGAAGUAAAACCCAAAAUUGAUGAACUUACGCAGAAAUAUUUGAAUGAACUCGAAAUGGAAAUGAAACCAAAAGUCGAUCAAUUAGCUUCCACCAUGAAGGAUAUCCAAAAUGAAAUUAAACCAAAAUUUGACGAUAUUAAAGAAAAAUUAUUAAAAGAUAUUGAAGAAGAAGUAAAACCAAAAAUCCAAGAAGUUGCUGAUAAAAUUUCAAAUAUUGAAAAAGAGUUUUUACCACACAUGAAUAAAUUCGCGGAUAAAAUAAAAGAUAUCGAAAAAGAUGUUCAACCUAAAAUUGAAGAUUUAAAGACUAAAUUUAGAGAACUUGAAAAGGAAGUAAAGCCCAAAAUUGAUGAAUUUGUAAGCAAAUUAAAGAUUGAAAUUGAUGAGGACUUGAAAAAAAAGAUUGAGAAUGUUGUUACAAAAGUAAAAGGUGACAUUGAAACUGAAGUUAAACGCAAAAUUUCCAACUUUGCUCGUAAAGUUAAAAAUGAUAUUGAAAAAGACAUGAAACCAACAGUUGAUGAAUUAAAAAAAACUAUUAUAGAGAAAUUAAAUGACAUUGAUCAUGAAUACGUACCAGUUUUUGAAAGAACAGUAAAAGAUGGAAUUGAAAAAAUCCGUGAAAGUAUACCAUGUAAUAAGGAACGUAUGUUAGAAGUACAAAAAACUAUUAAGGAAAAUUUAAAAGCUUGUAAAGAAACCGUCGAUUCAGUAAGUGAAAAACUUUUACGUGGAUUUAAUUUAUUAUAA
Plasmodium gonderi is the source of this 1416-nucleotide messenger RNA. RefSeq names its product Plasmodium exported protein, unknown function. The record is from RefSeq and is a predicted model, not a curated record. Bases 1 to 1416 code for a protein of 471 amino acids. The transcript is spliced from 2 exons. NCBI's taxonomy places the organism in Eukaryota, Apicomplexa, Aconoidasida, Haemosporida, Plasmodiidae.